Arabidopsis lyrata subsp. lyrata is the source of this 1586-nucleotide messenger RNA. RefSeq names its product GATA transcription factor 12. Bases 388 to 1383 code for a protein of 331 amino acids. Gene Ontology annotation, molecular function: zinc ion binding; sequence-specific DNA binding. Gene Ontology annotation, cellular component: nucleus. The transcript is spliced from 2 exons. The record is from RefSeq and is a predicted model, not a curated record. NCBI's taxonomy places the organism in Eukaryota, Viridiplantae, Streptophyta, Magnoliopsida, Brassicales, Brassicaceae. Gene Ontology annotation, biological process: positive regulation of DNA-templated transcription.
GCACACAUGGGUUUGUACAAAUAUGUGAACAAACUAAAUGUUCGCAAAACCAAUAUCAUAAUAAUUACAAUUUACCAAAGGAAAAAAAAAAAACCAAAAUAGGUAUACGAGUAAGUGUAAAAUAAAAAAUUCCCAUAAAAUCUCCUUUGUCUUCGUCAAACUUUUCAGAAUUAGACCUCUUGUCCCCUUCAAGCGCAAUAAAAAUGAAAGUAAAAAAUAAAAUAAACAAAAGUUUAUCUUUUCUACAGAUAAACCAUAACUUUCUCUAACUUUACUCCUUUUUAAACUCACAUUUCCCCUCACUUCACUCUCUCCUCUCUCCAAAGACCUCCGACGAGAGUUUACCGGAAAAAUAAAAACAACUCUUUACUUUAAUCAACGAAACUUAUGGAAGAUGAAGCCCAUGAAUUCUUUCACACAUCUGAUCAUUUUGUCGUUGAUGACCUCUUAGUUGAUUUCUCUAAUGAUGAUGACGAAGAAAACGAUGUUGUUGCUGAUUCCACCACAACCACCGCCAUAACCGACAGCUCUACCUUCUCCGCCGCUGAUAUUUCCAAUUUUCACGGUGAUGUUCAAGACGGUACUAGCUUCUCCGGUGACCUUUGUGUACCGUCUGAUGAUUUGGCUGAUGAGUUGGAGUGGCUUUCAAACAUUGUGGAUGAAUCGUUGUCGCCUGAAGAUGUACACAAGCUCCAGCUAAUAUCCGGUUUUAAGACCCGACCCGACCCGAAAUCCGAUACCGGAAGCCCGGAAAACCCGAAUAGCAGCAGUCCGAUUUUUACUACCGACGUUUCUGUGCCGGCCAAAGCUAGAAGCAAACGCUCACGCGCCGCCGCUUGUAAUUGGGCCUCACGUGGGCUUCUCAAGGAAACGGUUUACGACAACCCUUUCACCAGAGAAACCAUUCUCUCUAGCCAACACUUGUCUCCACCGACCUCGCCGCCUCUAUCGAUGGCUCCGCUCGGGAAAAAGCAAGCCAUCGAUGGAGGACACCGGCGGAAGAAGGAUGUUUCUUCACCGGAGUCUGGUGGCGCAGAAGGGAGACAGUGUCUCCACUGCGCCACCGAUAAGACGCCGCAGUGGCGAACAGGCCCAAUGGGCCCAAAGACGUUGUGCAACGCUUGUGGUGUCAGGUACAAAUCCGGGCGUCUAGUCCCGGAGUAUCGACCCGCGGCGAGUCCGACGUUUGUGCUGACGAAGCAUUCAAAUUCUCAUCGGAAAGUUAUGGAGCUCCGGCGACAGAAGGAGAUGAGUAGGGCCCAUCAUGAGUUUAUACAUCACCAUUACGGUACGGACACUUCCAUGAUUUUCGACGUUUCAUCGGACGGUGAUGAUUACUUGAUCCACCACAACGUUGGCCCAGAUUUCAGACAGCUUAUUUGAUUUAAUUGAUCCCUUUUUAUUUUCCAAUAAUUUAAUUAGGGAUUAUCUUCUUAGAUCAAAUUUUGCUAAUCUAAAUUUUGAUGAUCAUGACAAUUUACUUUUUCUUCCGUUUAAUUUUGUGUUGUUUUGGAAUUUGCUAGAAAACUUUUGUUGCAUUCCUCAUGACAUGAAAUGAAUUUUUUAGUUUUUCUUUUGGUCUCUUU